Messenger RNA from Dentiscutata erythropus, 748 nucleotides. Lineage: Eukaryota; Fungi; Glomeromycota; Glomeromycetes; Diversisporales; Gigasporaceae. The record is from the annotation of a GenBank genome assembly.
AUGUUCACCCAUUAUGUUAUGGAAAAACAUCGUGAAACUCUUUUGAAAAGUUUUCUAAUACUUAAAAAUGAUGUUAAUCAUAAUUUUAAAUGGGAAAUAUCAGAACGUCGAAAAAUUUUAAGAUCUCUAGGUUCAGGCGUAUCAAUUGGAAAUGAUCGAAAGACUUUAAAUAAUUAUGAUAAAAUAAUUGAAUCCGCUGGAAUUGAAAUAUCUUCCGAGUUAAAAUAUUAUUGGUCAAGUAUGGAUGGAUAUCCAUAUGCAAUAGGUUUAUCCACUAAUUCCACUAAUUCCUCCGCUAAUAAUGUCCACCAAACUUUAAAUCAUAAUGAUCAUCCUGCAUCAAAAAGAAAAUGCAAAAUUGACUUUGUACAUUGUUUUGGUAAAGAUUUUAUGGAUGGAAGAAUACAUAGCGUAGAUAUCAACAAUAUUUUUAAUAGAAUAACUUACGAGAAAUUAGAAUGUGGUGAUUGCAUAAUUCAACAUAUUGUGAAAUCAUCUGGAGAUUUGGGUUUAGAGGGUUUCUUGCCACCUCCUAUUAAAAAAUCUUUUCAACCAAAUACUUAUGAUACUCUGAAAAGUUGCGGGAAAUCUCAACUUGAUUAUCGCUCAUUUGCGAUCUCUCAAUUAUAUAAAUAUUCUUACGUAAUAGGGGGAAAUUCUUUUGAAUUUAUAAUAUUCACAAAUUUUAGAACAGGAACGAAGAUUUUAAAAAAAUUGGAAUCGACUAAUCCCAAGCCCUCAAUAUUUU